This is a messenger RNA of Grus americana (Whooping crane), 444 nucleotides long. Its product is annotated as cyclin-dependent kinase 20-like. The record is from RefSeq and is a predicted model, not a curated record. The transcript has 3 exons. Gene Ontology annotation, cellular component: nucleus. The annotation marks the transcript as partial. NCBI's taxonomy places the organism in Eukaryota, Metazoa, Chordata, Aves, Gruiformes, Gruidae. Gene Ontology annotation, molecular function: cyclin-dependent protein serine/threonine kinase activity; ATP binding. Gene Ontology annotation, biological process: protein phosphorylation.
CGGUCCUCCAGCAUCCCACAAUCCCCCGCUCCUUUCCGCUCCCGUUUGUUCCCAGUAACAACCAGUAUGGACCAGUACAUCAUACUGGGCCGCAUCGGGGAGGGCGCCCACGGCGUCGUCUUCAAGGCCAAGGACAGGGAGACAGGAGAGACGGUGGCCCUGAAGAAGGUCCCCCUGCGGCGCCCCGAAGAGGGGGUGCCCCCCCAAACCCUGCGGGAGAUCAAAGCCCUGAGGGAAAUCGAGGAUCACCCCCAUGUUGUCCGUCUCCGCGCCGCCUUCGCCCAGGGUCCCGCCGUCGUCCUGGCCUUCGAUUUCCUGGUGGGGGAUUUGGGGGGGCUCCUGAGGGCCACCCCGGCCCCCCUGUCCCCCCCCCGCGUCCGCGCGUUGCUGGCCAUGACCUUGAGGGGGCUGGGGCACUGCCACCGCCAGCGCAUCCUCCAUCGG